AUGUGGUGCCUGGAGCGGCUUCGCUCGGCUCCCGAGCGCCUCCUACGGGGCGGGAACGGGCUUCUCCCAGGGCUUGCUCGCCGAACCAGGGCCCGUACGCCCGCCGCGUGCGCAAACGUGCUCACUCCGGACCGCAUCCCCGAGUUCUGCAUCCCGCCGCGACUCGCGCCCAACCUGGCUUUGACUGCACUCCGGAACUCUUGGGGUGAAGAGAGUAGGAACGACGAGGCCACGGGCCGCACCGACUGGGACCCGCGCUCGCAGGCCGCGCUGUCGCUGCCGCACCUGCCCCGCGCGCGCACGGCCUACGGCUUCUGCGCGCUGCUCGAGAGUCCGCACACGCGCCGCAAGGAGUCGCUCUUCCUCGGAGGCCCCGGCGCCGCCGCGCUGCCGCGGCCGCCCCCCGCCCGGCCCGCGCCGCGUCCCCGGGCCCACACCUACGGCGGCGGCAGCGGCCCCCGAGCUCAGGACGCAGCCCCCGCCGCCACCCCCGUGGUCCCCGGCCGACCCCGCCGCCGCCGCCUCCUGCGCGCCCCCGACGGGCUGCUGAGCCGCGCGCUGCGGGCCCGGAGGUGUCGCGGCCUGGCGCGCGCCCGCUGCGUCUCCAGCGGGGACGAGGACGAGGAGCGCGGCGCCGGCUCGGAGGCCCCGGCCGCAGUCCCCGCCGCGUGCCUGUUGCCGCCACCGGGCCCGCGGCCCGAGCGCCUGAAGGCCGAGGGCACCGUGGCUCUGGGCCGCGCCGGCGGCGCCCUGCGCCUGGCCGCCGAGUACUGUCCGGCCAGCGGGCGCCUCUGCAUCCGGCUGCUCGGCGCCGAGGGCCUGGCCGGGGGCGGCCCCGAGCCCCGCGCCGUGGGCUGCCGCCUCAGCCUGGUCCUGCAGCCGCCGGGCACGACGCGCAAGCGGCGGAGCGCUGUGGGGGGACGCAGCCGCAAGGCCGCCUUCGACCAGGACUUCUGCUUCGACGGGCUCACCGAGGACGAGCUGCGCCGCCUGGCCGUGCGCGUCAAGGCCGAGGGCAAGGGCCGCGGCCUGGAGCGGGGCCGCCUGCUGGGCCAGGGCGAGCUGCCGCUGGGCUCCCUCCUGCUCCUCUGAGGGUUCGGGGCCCCUCGGGGCGCCUUCUCUCUGCCGGACACUCGGACGCUGACAGCCGCUUUGUACCAC
This is a messenger RNA of Cynocephalus volans (Philippine flying lemur), 1161 nucleotides long. Its product is annotated as C2 calcium-dependent domain-containing protein 4A-like. Bases 1 to 1092 code for a protein of 363 amino acids. The transcript has a single exon. The record is from RefSeq and is a predicted model, not a curated record. NCBI's taxonomy places the organism in Eukaryota, Metazoa, Chordata, Mammalia, Dermoptera, Cynocephalidae.